GACAGACACCGACACCGACGCUGACACUGACACUGACACUGACCUUCUAUUCUCCGAGCCCAUUAUCUACAGCAUUGUACAAAUUUAAAGCACACCACCCCCACCACCUCACUCCCCCUCCCAAACCUCAACUCACAAAUACAAAAUAAAAAAAUGAUGAGCCGCAACUUCGUCCCCGUAGCCCUAUCCAUCGGCGCCGGCGUCCUCGGCGGGUACUACGUCUGGCAACCGUAUUUCAAGGAGAUGCAGCAGCGCCAACAACACCAGCUCCAGCAGUCGUUGAAUCCGAAUUCUACCGAGACGGCACCGCAGUCACAAGUUCCGACAUCGACACCGACACCGACACCGACACCUCAGGAGGUGGUUCCUCCCUCUGCGACAGGGGAUUCGGGGUCGGGGAAGGCAGCGGGGCAGUGAGUGAGGGGUUUUUGGGGUUAGUCAGAUGGAUGGAUAUAUCACUAGAUUUUGGCGCCAUGGUGCAAGGUGCAAGGUGCAAGGUGCUUGCCAGGCGUGCUGCUGGGCGGUGCGGAUGAGCACUUCGCUAUAUGCAGUGCUCUCACUGGGCUUGGGGGGAGCUGGAAGAGUCCCAUAGCAUCGCGGGUGCUGUUGGCUGUUAUGCACCAGACGUGUCGAAUACUCUGCUUGUGGGGAAAGAGGAAGCUCCCUCGAGGAAGACAUGCCACCGAAAGAAAGCAAAAGGCCAUCAUGUAUACUAUCAUAUUGUAUCAUACAGUCACAUAAAC
Aspergillus fijiensis CBS 313.89 is the source of this 743-nucleotide messenger RNA. RefSeq lists its product as uncharacterized. The coding region runs from base 154 to 417 and encodes 87 amino acids. The record is from RefSeq and is a predicted model, not a curated record. The transcript has 3 exons. Lineage: Eukaryota; Fungi; Ascomycota; Eurotiomycetes; Eurotiales; Aspergillaceae.